AUGGUUUCUUUGUCUCACAUCAACUUUAUAUUACUGAUAAGUUUGACUUCAGUAAUAUCAAAAGAUUCACUCGAAAUCCAUGUCUUGGAUGUUGGCCAAGCAGAUUCACAAUUGAUAGUCUUUCCUUCGGGUUAUUCCAUUUUAAUAGACGCUGGUGAGACGAGCACGGGUUCUAUGAAUUGCAAGAAAAUUGCUGAGAGGAUAAAAAGCAUUUUAAACACCACCAGAGUCGACGUCGGAGUGAUUACUCAUCUGCACCAAGACCAUGUUGGUGUUCCCUUCAAAAGUGGCUUCUGGUACUUACUCGAGUCAUCUGGCAUAAAUUUUGGUAAGAUCAUUGAUCGAGAUUCUGGUGUUGUUAAAAGUGGUGUGACCGAUUGUUCCACAGAAGACGAUAUUGAGUGGCACACAGUUGGAAGCCUUUCUUCUACUGCGAUUAACUGGAUUUGUUAUGCGACACAACAAACGUUGAUCACUAAAAUACAACCAAAUCGGCAAUUAGCCACUUCAUGCUCAAAUGAAAUUAAUCCACCAGAUAAAGACACCACCAUUGAAAUUGUUGUUGUCAAUGCAAAUGGUGUUUUAUAUAAAAAUGUUCCGUUGAAUGGCGACCACCACACCGAAUCGUCUCCACCAAGUGAAAACGACUACUCAAUUGCACUUAGAAUACAACAUGGAGAUUUUGUAUAUUCUACUGCUGGAGAUUUGGAUGGAGAGUAUUCGACAGGAUAUGGGUACGUUUAUCAUGACAUAGAAACACCAUACAAAGACAAUGUUGGACAAGUAGAUGUCUACCAUGCUAAUCACCACGGGUCAGAACACUCUAACAACGAAGAAUGGGUUAAAACAUUAAACCCUACUGUUUCCUUAAUAUCUUGUGGAGCAAACAAUCAAUAUGGACAUCCUUCAUUAAAUGCAAUGAACAAUAUGAACACGGUGUCACAAAAUAUAUUCUUAACACAAGACUGUAAUCCAACAGUGACAGACCAAUUUGUUGGUAAGACCGUAAUUGUCAAUGAUGAAAUUGUGGUCAAGUACAAAAAUGGAGAUGAAUCGUUUAUUGUUACUGAUUCAAAAGAUUCAUUUGAAUCAAAGUUCGAAGUGAUCAAAAACAAAAAACAAAGACAAAACAGUAUUUGUAGCCUUUUAUAA
This is a messenger RNA of Entamoeba invadens IP1, 1152 nucleotides long. RefSeq lists its product as hypothetical. The record is from RefSeq and is a predicted model, not a curated record. The coding region runs from base 1 to 1152 and encodes 383 amino acids. NCBI's taxonomy places the organism in Eukaryota, Evosea, Mastigamoebida, Endamoebidae. The transcript has a single exon.